Culex quinquefasciatus (southern house mosquito) is the source of this 2843-nucleotide messenger RNA. It is a transcript of the gene Esp, whose product is annotated as sodium-independent sulfate anion transporter. Gene Ontology annotation, molecular function: sulfate transmembrane transporter activity. Gene Ontology annotation, cellular component: membrane. The coding region runs from base 457 to 2400 and encodes 647 amino acids. The record is from RefSeq and is a predicted model, not a curated record. NCBI's taxonomy places the organism in Eukaryota, Metazoa, Arthropoda, Insecta, Diptera, Culicidae. Gene Ontology annotation, biological process: transmembrane transport. The transcript is spliced from 9 exons.
CGCGACCAAGCUAGACGCUUGUUUCAUAGGCUUAGGCCGCCGUUGUACCGUUGCAAAGUUGCAGGUCCCCAAAGGUUGCACCACUGUUUCUAUCGUGCGAUCAAGAAGAAGUCUGGUUCGAGUGGGUUGGCGCGCAAACGCGCACCCUUAAGUGACUUGUAAACGGAAGUGAGUGACAGUUGGCGAGGUUUGUGGAAAUUGGCGCCAAAUAAGGUGUCGUUGAUCAUCGGUUGGGUUUCUUCAGGUGAACCAGUCGUAUUUACCUUCUGGAGUUACUUCUUCGGAGGAGGUUCCAGCUGCGCGAUCGUGUUGUGUCUUUGUUUUCCUGUAUCGGCGCGCCCUAUUGUUCUGCGAAGCGUUAGCGUUAGCUGACAGUUCUUCGUGGAACGCUUCCGAACCCCGCAACCGGAACAAGGAUUCUAACUGACGACGCGUGGUCGCGGUCUUCCGAAAACCAUGAGGACUCAAAUUAGUCCGGACGGUUCGUACGUCAACGAGGGGAUGAACUGCUCCUCGCUGGACAUAACGAUGCCCAACGGGGAACCGCACGGCGGUUUGACGGGUUCGAACGAGUUUAUCCUGUCCGCAAGCGGGAAGAAAAUCUCCUCGGAGAAUCGCAUGGAGCAGGUGAACCAGUGGUGCCAGCGAAAGGUCAAAAGUGCCUGCACGAGAAAGAUGCUCCACAAACGGUUGCCAAUUUCGCGGUGGCUACCCAACUACAACUCGUCGGACGCGGUCGGGGAUUUAGUGGCGGGAAUCACCGUCGGCCUAACCGUAAUUCCUCAGGCCCUCGCGUAUUCCGGCAUUGCUGGGCUUCCCGCAGCGUACGGUCUCUACGGUUCCUUCCUCGGGUGCAUCGUGUACAUCUUCCUCGGCAGUUGCAAGGACGUUCCGAUGGGUCCGACGGCCAUUUCGGCUCUGCUGACGUACCAGACGGCGCGGGGCAAUGUUGCCAAGUCGAUUCUGCUGUGCUUACUGACGGGGAUCAUCGAGCUGUUGAUGGGUCUUUUCGGGUUGGGCUUCUUGGUGGACUUCGUUUCGGGUCCGGUUUCUUCCGGAUUUACGUCUGCGGUUUCGCUGAUCAUCGUAACUUCGCAAAUUAAAGACGUGCUGGGUAUCUCGGCGAAGGGAACUACGUUCUUGGAGAUCUGGCAGGCCAUCUUUGCCGACAUUCACAACAUUCGAGCGUGGGACACGGUGCUGGGACUCACCUGCAUCGCUGUGCUACUAAUUAUGAGGAUUGUAGCAGGACUGAAGGUGGGCCCCGAAGAGGACACGCUCAAGUCGCGCAAGCACCGGAUCAUCAACAAAUUCAUGUGGCUGAUCGGGACGUCCCGUAACGCGAUCCUGGUGGUGGUUUGCGGCGCCAUCGGGUACGUGUUCCAGUCGUCGGCACAGGCUCCGUUCAAACUGAUCGGCGAGAUUCCACCGGGCAUGCCGUCCUUCCAGGCGCCCUUAUUUUCGCUGACCGCCAACGAGAACUCCAGUGGACGGGCCGAGUCAUUUUCGGAGAUCGUCUCCGGACUGGGAUCCGGUUUGAUCGUGGUUCCGCUGAUCGCACUUAUGGAGAACAUCGCCAUCUGCAAGGCGUUCUCCAACGGCAAACCGGUGGACGCCACCCAGGAACUGAUUGCCAUCGGAGUCGCCAACAUCGCAAACUCCUUCGUGCAAGGCUUCCCCGGAACGGGAUCGCUGAGCCGUAGCGCCGUAAACAAUGCGUCAGGAGUGAGGACUCCCAUGGGUAACAUCUACACCGGUGCCCUGGUGGUGCUUUCGCUGAUGUUCUUCACGCCGUACUUCUCGUACAUCCCGAAGGCGUCGCUUGCGGCGAUCAUCAUCGCGGCGGUCGUUUUCAUGGUCGAAGUCAAGGUCGUCAAACCCAUGUGGCGAACCAAGAAGAGCGACUUGAUUCCUGGACUCAGCACGUUCAUUGCCUGCUUGGCGCUUCCUCUGGAGAUGGGAAUUCUCGUUGGAGUCGGCUUGAACGUUAUCUUUAUCCUGUACCACGCGGCUAGACCAAAGAUUUCCGUAGAACGGUUAACGAGUCCCGGUGGAACCGAGUACCUCAUCAUCACGCCCGAUCGCUGCCUGAUCUUCCCGUCGGUAGACUACGUGCGGAACCUCGUCACGAAGCACUCGAUCCGGCAGUCGCUCCCCGUUGUGAUCGACUGUUCGCACGUGUACGGCGCCGACUACACGGCGGCCACCGUCAUCGACAGUAUUACGGCGGACUUUACCAAGCGGGAUCAGCCGCUGUUUUUCUACAACCUGAAGCCGAGCGUGUGCGCCGUGUUCGAGGGUCUUUCGCCGGUGGACUUUGUCGUGUAUUACCGAGAGGAGCAUCUGGAUGAGCUACUGAAGGAGCGUGCGUACAAGCCGAAGCAGGUGCUAAGUGCUUAAAGUCCAGGGAACGACCUGGGAGUAUGUGAGUUGCCGACAGUAUUAGGGCCUAAUUGCUGGGCGCCUCGAGGUAUUACGAACGCGUUACCGUUAAUCCUAUUUCACCGACGGCCGAGCGAUGUGUAUUUAUUAACAAUUACAACGAGCAUGAUUUUACUCUCCGUAACCUAAUCGAAGACAAUUUCAAAGAAAACCUUACUUCUUAGAAUUAAUGUUUGGCCAUCGACACUGUUAGUUCGUUUUUUUUUGCGGAAUCCUCAAAAUUUCCAUAGGUUUUAAAUUGCACGAACGUUUGUAACAUUCCGGCCAUAAUUUAUUAAUUAAGGAUUUUCACUGAAGCAGCAUGCAUGGUAUGAAGACACUUAAACAUGUUUUAACUUAUGAUAUGUAUUAUAUUUGCUAUUGAUGAAUAAAUAACUGUGAUAAGGCGAUACGUUUUAAAA